AUGAGCGAUGCCGAGAUGGAGAUAUUCGGGGUGGCCGCCCCGUACCUCCGCAAGUCAGAGCGGGAGAGGAUCGAGGCGCAGAACUCGCCGUUUGACGCCAAAACGGCCAUCUUUGUGACCGACCCGAAGCACGAGUACGUGAAGGGGAAGAUCAGGAACCAAGAUGGCUCCAACGUCACCGUGGACACUGAGAAUGGGAAGCUGGUCACCGUCCACCUGGACGACAUUCGCCCCAUAAACCCUCCGAAGUUCGACAAGCUGGAGGACAUGGCGCUGCUGACACAUCUGCACGAACCGGCUGUGCUCUUUAACCUCAAGGAGCGCUACGCCGCCUGGAUGAUCUACACCUACUCUGGGCUCUUCUGCGUCACCGUGAACCCGUAUAAGUGGCUCCCGGUCUACAACCCGGAGGUGGUGGCCGGGUACCGCGGCAAGAAACGCCAGGAGGCCCCCCCGCACAUCUUCGCCAUCUCUGACAGCGCCUACCAGUACAUGCUGACAGAUCGAGAGAACCAGUCCAUCCUGAUCACCGGAGAAUCUGGAGCCGGGAAGACAGUGAACACGAAGCGAGUCAUCCAGUACUUUGCAACAAUUGCAUCAAACGGAGACUCGAGCAAGAAAGAGCAACUUCCCAGCAAGAUGCAGGGGACUCUGGAGGAUCAAAUCAUCCAGGCCAACCCUCUGCUGGAGGCCUUCGGCAACGCCAAGACUGUGAGGAACGACAACUCCUCUCGAUUUGGAAAAUUCAUCCGCAUCCACUUUGGAACAAAGGGGAAGUUGGCAUCAGCUGAUAUUGAAACGUACCUUCUGGAGAAAUCCAGAGUGACCUUCCAGCUGCUGGCAGAGAGGAGCUAUCACAUCUUCUAUCAGAUCUUGUCAAACAAGAAGCCUGAUUUAAUCGAAAUGAUGCUGAUCACCACCAACCCGUACGACUACCCUUUCAUCAGCCAGGGAGAGAUCAGCGUGCUGAGCAUCAACGACCCCGAGGAGCUGAUGGCCACCGAUAGAGCCAUCGACAUCCUGGGCUUCAACACGGAGGAAAAGGUCGGCAUCUACAAGCUGACUGGCGCUGUGAUGCAUUAUGGGAACAUGAAGUUCAAGCAGAAGCAGCGGGAGGAGCAGGCGGAGCCCGACGGCACCGAGGUGGCGGACAAAGUGGCCUACCUCAUGGGUCUUAACUCGGCUGAUCUGCUGAAGGCGCUCUGUUAUCCCCGAGUGAAGAUUGGGAACGAGUAUGUCACCAAAGGUCAGACUCCUCAGCAGGUGAACAAUGCCAUGGGCGCUCUGUCUAAGGCCGUGUAUGAGAAGCUCUUCCUGUGGAUGGUCACCAGGAUCAACAAGCAGCUCGACACCAAACUCCCCAGACAGCAUUUCAUCGGCGUCCUGGACAUCGCGGGGUUUGAGAUUUUCGAGAUGAACAGCCUGGAGCAGCUGUGCAUCAACUUCACCAACGAGAAGCUGCAACAGUUUUUCAACCACCACAUGUUCAUGUUGGAGCAGGAGGAGUACAAGAAAGAGGGGAUUGCGUGGGAGUUCAUCGACUUCGGCAUGGACUUGGCAGCCUGCAUCGAGCUCAUUGAAAAGCCGAUGGGCAUUUUCUCCAUUCUGGAAGAGGAGUGCAUGUUUCCGAAGGCGACGGACGGCUCCUUCAAGAACAAGCUGUACGACCAGCACCUGGGGAAGAACAGCAUCUUCCAGAAGCCCAAGGCCUCCAAAGGAAAGGCCGAAGCCCACUUCUCCCUCAUGCACUACGCCGGCACCGUGGACUACAACCUCAGCGGCUGGCUGGAGAAGAACAAAGACCCGCUCAACGACACCGUGGUGCAGCUCUACCAGAAAGCCUCCCUGAAGCUGCUCUCUCAGCUCUUCGCCACUUAUUCCGCAGCCGACGGUCCCGUAGAUGCUGGUGGAAGUAAGAGAAGUGCCAAGAGAAAGGGCUCUUCUUUCCAGACGGUUUCUGCAGUUUUCAGGGAGAACCUGAAUAAGCUGAUGGCCAACCUCCGGUCCACACAUCCACACUUUGUAAGAUGCAUCAUCCCAAAUGAAACCAAGACGCCAGGGUCCAUGGAUCACCAUCUGGUCCUUCACCAGCUGCGCUGUAACGGCGUGCUGGAAGGAAUCCGGAUUUGCAGAAAGGGAUUCCCCAGCAGGAUCCUUUACGGAGAUUUCAAGCAGAGAUACAGGAUUCUGAACGCCAGUGCGAUCCCGGAGGGUCAGUUCAUCGACAGCAAGAAGGCUUCAGAGAAGCUGCUCUCCUCCAUCGACGUGGAUCACGCUCAGUAUCGAUUCGGAUACACGAAGGUGUUCUUCAAAGCCGGCCUGCUGGGUCUGCUGGAGGAGAUGAGGGAUGAACGUCUGGCUGUCCUGAUGACUCGUAUCCAGGCCGUUUCCAGAGGUUACGUCACCAGGCAGCGGCUCAAGGAGAUGAUGAAGAAAAGAGAAUCCAUUUUCAUCGUCCAGUACAACAUCCGAUCCUUCAUGAACGUGAAGAACUGGCCCUGGAUGAGGCUCUACUUCAAGAUCAAGCCUCUGCUGCGAAGUGCGGAGGCCGAGAAGGAGAUGCAGAACAUGAAAGAGGAGUUCUCGCGACUCAAAGAGGAGUUCGCAAAGUCGGAGGACCGGAGGAAGGAGCUGGAGGAGAAGAUGGUCACGAUCGUCCAGGAGAAGAACGACCUUUACCUUCAAAUCCAAGUGGAGAGGGAGAACCUGUGCGAUGCCGAGGAGAGGUGCGAAGGCCUCAUAAAGAGCAAGAUCAACCUGGAGGCCAAAGUCAAAGAGUUCUCCGAGAGGAUGGAGGAAGAGGAGGAGAUCAACGCCGAAAUCACCGCGGAGAAGAGGAAGCUGGAGGACGAAUGUUCGGAGCUCAAGAGGGACAUCGACGACCUGGAACUCACCAUCGCCAAAGUGGAGAAGGAGAAAUACGCCACAGAAAAUAAGGUGAAGAACUUAGUAGAGGAGCUCACAACUCUGGAGGAAAGACUGCUGAAGUCUACGAAGGAGAUCAGAGCUUUGCACGAGGUGCACCAGCAGACGUUAGACGACCUGCAGGCCGAGGAGGACAAAGUGAACUCUCUGAUGAAGACCAAAAUCAAGUUGGAGCAGCAGGUUGAGGACCUGGAGGGCUCACUGGAGCAGGAGAAGAAGGUGAGCACAGACCUGGAGAGAUCCAGAAGGAGACUGGAGGGGGAUCUGAAGCUGUCGCAGGAAACCGUCAUGGACCUGGAGAAUGAACGGCAGCAAACGGAGGAGAGACUGAAAAAAAAGGACUUUGAAAUCAGCAGCCUGCAGUGCAAAAUCGAUGGCGAGCAAGUCCUCAACACUCAACUGCAGAAGAAGAUCAAAGAGCUUCAGGCUCGCGCUGAGGAGCUGGAGGAGGAGAUCGAGGCCGAGCGCUCGGCUCGAGCCAAAGUGGAGAAGCAGCGGUGCGACCUCUCCAGGGAGCUGGACGAGAUCAGCGAGCGGCUGGAGGAGGCCGGAGGAGCCACCGCCGCUCAGGCCGAGAUGAACAAGAAGCGCAGCGCCGACUUUCAGCGGCUGCGUCGAGACCUGGAGGAGUCCACGCUGCAGCACGAGUCCGUCGCCGCAGCUCUACGCAAGAAGCAGGCCGACGGCGUCGCCGAGCUCGGAGACCAGAUAGACAACCUCCAGAGGGUCAAGCAGAAGCUGGAGAAGGAGAAGAGCGAGCUGAGGAUGGAGGUUGACGACGUGGUGAGCAACACGGAGAGUGUCCUGAAGAGCAAGGCUAACCUGGAGAAACUGUGCAAGAGCCUUGAAGACCAAAUGAAUGAAUAUAAAACCAAAGCCGAUGAAGCCCAGAGGUCCCUCAGUGAUUACACGACACUCAGUGCCCGUCAACAAACAGGAAACGCUGAGCUCACACGUCUGCUGGAGGAGAAGGAGAUCACUCUGUCCCAGCUGAGCAGAGUCAAAACUGUGGGGAGUCAACAAAUCGAAGAGUUGAAGAGACUUCUGGACGAAGAAAUGAAGGCAAGAUGCGGCCUGGCUCACGGUUUGCAGUCGUCUCGUCACGACUGCGAGCUGCUGAGGGAGCAGUACGAGGAGGAGCAGGAGGCCAAAGCUGAGCUGCACCGCUGUUUGUCCAAAGCCAACAGCGAGGUGGCUCAGUGGAGGACCAAAUACGAGACGGACGCCAUCCAACGCACCGAAGAGCUCGAGGAGGCGAAGAAGAGGCUGGCCCAGCGGCUGCAGGACUCUGAGGAAAUGAAAGAGGCAGCGAACGUCAAAUGUGCGUCUCUGGAGAGAACUAAGCAGAGGCUGCAGGCGGAGGUGGAGGAUCUCAUGGUCGAGGUGGAAAGGUCCAACGCAGCCAACGCCUCCUUGGACAAGAGACAGAGGAACUUUGAUAAGGUUCUGGCUGAAUGGAAACAGAAACACGAGGAGAGUCAAUCAGAUCUGGAAGUUUCCCAGAGAGAGUCUCGAGCGCUCAGCACGGAACUCUUCAAGCUGAAAAACUCCUACGGGGAGGCUCUGGAUCAUCUGGAGACCAUGAAGAGAGAGAAUAAAAACCUUCAGCAGGAGGUUACAGAAAUCACAGAGCAAGUUGGGCAAUCUGCUAAAACUCUCCACGAGCUGGAGAAAGCUGCGAAGCAAGCGGAGCAGGAGAAGAGAGAAACCCAGGCAGCUCUGGAGGAAGUAGAGUCGUCCCUGGAGCACGAGGAGGCCAGAAUCCUGCACCUUCAGCUGGAGCUGAAUCAGAUCACGUCCGAGGUCAACAGAAAGGUGUCGGAGAAAGACGAGGAAAUCGACCAGCUCAAGAGGAACCACCAGAGGACCGUGGACACGCUGCAGAGCACGCUGGACGCCGAGACGCGCGGCAGAAACGACGCCGUCCGGACGAAGAAGAAGAUGGAGGGGGACCUGAACGAGAUGGAGAUCCAGCUGGGUCACGCCAACCGCCAGGCGGCCGAGUCCACCAAGCAGCUGCGGAACCUGCAGGCUCAGUUGAAGGAAGCCCAGGUCCAUCUGGACGAGGCGCUCCACAGUCUGGAAGACUUCAAGGAACAGCUGGCGAUCGCGGAGCGACGCAACAACCUGAUGACGGCUGAGAACGAGGAGAUCGGGGCGGCGCUGGAGCAGUCGGAGAGGAGUCGCAAGCUGGCCGAGCAGGAGCUGAUCGACGUCAGCGAGAGGAUUCAGCUGCUGCUCUCUCAGAACUCCAGCCUCCUGAACACGAAAAAGAAGAUGGAGUCAGAUUUAGCUCAGCUGCAGUCAGAGAUGGAGGACUCGGUCCAGGAGGCGAGGAACGCCGAUGAGAAGGCCAAAAAAGCCAUCAUGGAUGCCGCCAUGAUGGCCGAGGAGCUGAAGAAGGAGCAGGACACCAGCGCUCACCUGGAGAGGAUGAAGAAGAACCUGGAGGUGACGGUGAAGGACCUGCAGCAGCGACUAGACGAGGCCGAGCAGCUGGCUCUGAAGGGGGGGAAGAAGGAGCUCCAGAAACUUGAAAACAAGGUGCGUGAGCUGGAAAAUGAACUGGAUUCGGAGCAGAAACGCAGCAGCGAGGCCAUGAAGGGCGUACGCAAAUAUGAGAGGAAAAUCAAAGAGCUCACUUAUCAGGCAGAGGAGGAAAAGAAGAGCGUGGCGAGGCUUCAGGAUCUGGUGAACAAACUGCAACUGAAAGUGAAAGCGUGUAAGCAGCAGUGUGAGGAGGCGGAGGAACAAACCAGCAUCCAUUCGGCUAAAGCUCGGAAGGUGCAGCACGAACUAAAUGAGGCCGAGGAGCGAGCCGACGCCGCGGAAUCCCAGUUGAAUAAGUUACGAGCAAAGAGCCGCGACGUUGUCGGUAAAGGGGAGUAGAAAUAUGUGAAAACUAUGUGACUUCAAAAUGUAACUUUUUCAUGAUCUAAGGAAGUUAGAAAAGCUUUGUGACCCAGCAUGCUGCAGCUUUAAUGGUUUAUUUAGUCUAAAGGCCUUCACACACUGGGGCGUUUCUUUAUAUGAUUCAUUCUCACCUCAGUCAAUUCUUUUGAAUUGUUGGUUUUGUCAUGAAUACUUUAUCACAGAACGUGAAUAUUACACGGAAAAAAGUCCCAAACUAUGCAGAUUUAUGCAUGAAUAUGAUGGAAACUACUACAAAGAAUAAAAAGGAAACUUCUUCUAACUGCUGUGAAGCCAGUUGAAGGAGAAUCUCAGAGAGUUUUUUAAGCAGCACAUAAUAGAAAUGUUUAUUUUUUAAGUUAUAUAUAUAUAGUAUAAAUAAUUUAGACGACCUGUCAGCAUUGAUAACAAGACGUUAUACCACACAAACGUAUCUCUUUGUCCCACAUUAGUUUUUUGAUGGGAUCUGGUCACCCAUUAUGGGAAAUGUAGGAUUCAGCGUUUUUUAAUGUUGAACUAACACUCUGCACAUGUCGUCUGCUGCUUUGAAGUUUACAAUUACAACAUAUGCAACAGAGUCACAGUUACUUAGAUGGAGAAAAGGGAAAGCAUUAAACCAGCUUGCCACAUCAAAAUCCGCAUUUUCCCCGCUACUGUCAUCGGUGUGGUAAUCAGCAGCAGCUGGUAUGUUCAUGACAUUUGCACGGUUAGAGUUACGGCGGUGCAUGUGUGACUCUCAGCUGAGGAGGCUUAGAUAGGAGAAGCUGAAGGUAACCUCCAAGAGAAGAGAAUGUACAAAGAGGAGGAGCGGCCGGUGCAUGAGGAGCUGACAGGUUGUUCUUUGCACUAACAGGACACUAAGUGGACAUGAAGGGGACAAACACACAGUCAGAACAGUCCACUAACAGGACACUAAGUGGACAUGAAGGGGACAAACACAGUGAAACACAAACAGGACACUAAAAGGAAAUAAUUCAGAAACAUUGGGGAAAAAUAACAAAACGGCAUCUAUAUACAAGUUAAUUUGCCAUAGAAAUAUUAGAAAACAUUCCAAAUUAGCUUGAACUGGAAAACAAGUAAAAUCAAACUGCACACCUGCUAGUAAAAGCUAGCAGGUGAGCUAAUGUAAGCUAAAGCUAAUUCCCAAACACUUUUUUUUCCUGUUUCCUGGAACUGAAAUAACAAUUUGAAUGCACCAACAUCUUAGUAAUUGAGAUGUUUGUAUGCAACAUAAAUAAGGCGGGAGCUAAAUCUAAUCAUAAUUAAGAAAAAGAACCAGGAAAAUAGUCGCUAAAAGCUAACUAGCCUAGCUAGCUUAGCUAGCAGAACAGUAACUGCCGUCUCUGCAGCCUCUGACUGAAGUGGAAUUCACAUGAUUUCAUGAGGUUAAACUACAUUUAAAUCACAUAUUUUAUAAUCAAAGAUUAAUUUAUUAAGCUAUAGCUCAUUUGUUUUGGCUCUACAAAGACAAAACACAGUAGUUUACAUAUUUUGUCAAAAUGGAGUUGGACCAAAAUGUAACUGUUUGACACCGAAAAAUGUAUUUGCCACAGAAUUGUGCAAUUUAAAAAAAGACAGUCAAAAUUACCUAGAACUAGAUAUCAGAGACAAACCAAACUGCAGUAACUAUGAGAAAGAGUUAGCCAAAGCUAAUGCACACACUUUGUCUUGCUUCUCGUAAUUGAAAUAAUAUUUUUUAUAUUCAACAACUUAGUAAUUAAGUUUACUUCUAUAUGCAAUUAAAUAAAGAAGUAACUAAAUCUGCUGAUCUAAUAAAUCUAAAGAAGUACCAGCAGAUAAAUAGUAAUAAUAAUAAUUUAGGCUAGUAUAUUUUAAGUAUAUUCAUGCCACCAUUUAUAGUAUUCAUGGUCUAUUCCACAUUGUUAAAGUGUCACUGUCCAUUUCCAAUCAUGUAUCUCCAAAUGUGAUCAUUUUGAAUUUUUCAAAUAAAGGAUUACAUUUAUUUUAGAUAAACCUUUUAAAAAUGACAUUGGAUUUUGAGCUUUGAUUUGAUGCUAUAUUUCUUCUUGUUACAGAGCCUACACACUCGUACUUAUUUCUGGAUAUUAAGAGAUGAUUUGAUGCAUUUUAAAGAUAACAACCUGCUGUUCACACUUGCUCCCCCUAAUAUGAGGAGAGCUCGAGUUACAGACUGCUUAUUCUAAAUGGGGCAACAAAGCUGUCGUCAUGUGUUUCUACACAUGCACAAGCUGAACGCCAUCAUGUGUUAACUUGUAAACAAAACAGACAACGUCCCUCAAGGUGGCUUAGCUAUCACUAACCUUGGCAUGGAAUAUAUAUCAUGAGAUUAAUUGCAGACUAAUGAGUUAUGGUUUGAAUAACAACAAUGCCA
Molecule: messenger RNA, 8188 nt
Organism: Anarrhichthys ocellatus (wolf-eel)
Lineage: Eukaryota; Metazoa; Chordata; Actinopteri; Perciformes; Anarhichadidae
Product: myosin-1B-like
Exons: 38
Coding region: 1-5814 (1937 amino acids)
Cellular component (GO): myosin II complex; myosin filament; cytoplasm
Molecular function (GO): microfilament motor activity; ATP binding; actin filament binding
Source: RefSeq, a predicted model, not a curated record